UCGUCCGACUGUUCUGUCUUUUUUUACAACUACAUCAUAAGGCAGUGUAGUUAGUGCUUCGUUCAACAAUGCAAACCAGGAGGAGAUAUCAUCAAGAAUGGCGCAUUUUCUUACUGAUCAUUCUGGCGAAUGGUGCAUCGUGCGAUGUUCCAUGUGGAAAAAGCAACAUCACCCUCAGCAACUCAACACAGACUUCAGAAACACUGACUUCGCCUUAUUACCCAAACAACUAUCCCAUCAAUGCCCGGUGCAUUUGGUACAUCACAGUUGAUGAAGGCUCCACGAUAGCCUUUCGUUUCUCCGUGUUCAAUACGGAGCGAACAUACGACACGUUGACCAUUGGCAACGGCCACGAGUCAUCCGAUGGUGACUCUGUUAUUGGUCGUUUUAGCGGCUUCCUGACGAAUCUAUCCGUCGAUUCCAAUAACCACACGGCAUGGAUGGAGUUUACCAGCGAUUCUUCGGUAACCGAGAUCGGAUUCGAGGUAAAGAUCACUCAAGAAAGCUAUGAAGGUUUUUGCGGAGAAAGAAACAUCACUCUCAGCAACUCAACACAGACUUCAGAAACACUGACUUCGCCUUAUUACCCAAACAACUAUCCCAACAAUGCCCGGUGCAUUUGGUUUAUCACAGUUGAUGAAGGCUCCACGAUAGCCUUCCGUUUCUCCGUGUUCAAUACGGAGCGAACAUACGACACGUUGACUAUUGGCAACGGCCACGAGUCCUCCGAUGGUGACUCUGUUAUUGGUUUUUUUAGCAGUUCCCUGACGAGUCUAGCCGUCAUUUCCAAUAACCACACGGCAUGGGUGGAGUUUACCAGCGAUUCUUUGGUAACAGAGGUCGGAUUCGAGGUAAAGAUCACUCAAGAAAGAUCUGAAGGUUCUUGUGGACAGGAUGAAUUUGCAUGCCAGGAUGAAUCAUCUGGCUUGAUUUGUUUGGCAAGUGACGACACCUGUGAUGGUGAUGGCUUUACACUGUGCCCAGAUGGAUCAGAUGAAUCUAACUGCAGUCCAUGCGGAAAAAGCAACAUCAUCCUCAGCAACUCAACACAGACUUCAGAAACACUAACUUCGCCUUAUUACCCAAACAACUAUCCCAACGAUGCCCAGUGCAUUUGGUUCAUCACAGUUGAUGAAGGCUCCACAAUUGCCUUCCGUUUCUCCGUGUUCAAUACGGAGCAAACAUACGACGCGUUGACCAUUGGCAACGGCCACGAGUCCUCCGAUGAUGACUCUGUCAUUGGUCUUUUUAGCGGUGUCCUGACGAGUCUAGCCGCCGUUUCCAAUAACCACACGGCAUGGAUGGAGUUUACCAGCGAUUAUUGGGUAACCAAAAUCGGAUUUGAGGUAAAGAUCACUCAAGAAAGCUAUGAAGGUUAUUGCGGCAAAAGAAACAUCACUCUCAGCAACUCAACACAGACUUCAGAAACACUGACUUCGCCUUAUUACCCAAACAACUAUCCCAACAAUGCCCGGUGCAUUUGGUUCAUCACAGUUGAUGAAGGCUCCACGAUAGCCUUCCGUUUCUCCGUGUUCUAUACGGAGCAAACACACGACGCGUUGACCAUUGGCAACGGCUACGAUUCAUCCGAUGGUGACUCCAUUAUUGGUCUUUUGAGUAGUUCCCUGCCGAGUCUAGCCGUCGUUUCCAAUAACCACACGGCAUGGAUGAAGUUUACUAGCGAUUCUUCGGUAACCGAGAUCGGAUUCGAGGUAAACAUCACUCAAGGAAGACCUGAAGAUUAUUGCAGCAAAGGAAACAUCACUCUUAGCAACUCAACACAGACUUCAGAAACACUGACUUCGCCUUAUUACCCAAACAACUAUCCCAACAAUGCCCGGUGCAUUUGGUUCAUCACAGUCGAUGAAGGCUCCACGAUAGCCUUCCGUUUCUCCGUGUUCAACACGGAGCAAACACACGACACGUUGACCAUUGGCAACGGCCACGAGUUCUCCGAUGGUUACUCUGUUAUUGGUCAUUUUAGCAGUUCCCUGACGAGUCUAGCCAUCGUUUCCAAUAACCACACGGCAUGGAUGAAGUUUACCAGCGAUUAUUCGGUAACCGAGGUCGGAUUCGAGGUAAAGAUCACUCAAGAAAGACCUGAAGGUUUUUGUGGGAAAAGAAACAUCACUCUCAACAACUCAACGCAGACUUCAGAAACACUGACUUCGCCUUAUUACCCAAACAACUAUCCCACCAAUGCCCAGUGCAUUUGGUUCAUCACAGUUGAUGAAGGCUCCACGAUAGCCUUCCGUUUCUCCGUGUUCAAAACCGAGCACACAUACGACACUGUGACCAUCGGCAACGGCCAUGCACCCCUCGAUGGUGAAUCCAUUAUUGGUCGUUUUAACGGUUUCCUGGCGAGUCUCGCCAUCUUUUCCAGUAACCACACAGCCUGGAUGGAUUUUGCGAGCGAUGGUUCAGUAACCAAGAUCGGAUUUAACGUAACGAUUACACAAGAAAGAUCUGAAUUUUCUUGCGGCAAAGAUGAAUCUGUAUGCGAGGAUGCCUCAUCUGGCUUGAUUUGUUUGACACGUGACGACACCUGUGGCGGCUUUCUACUGUGUCCAGAUGAAUUAGAUGAAUCGAACUGCGGUCCUUGCAGAGAAGAUCAAUUUCAGUGCUCCGUGUCGGGACUUUGUAUACCUGCUUCCAAACAUUGUGACGGGGUGCUUUCGUGUGACGACAACACUGAUGAAUCUGGCUGCGAGCACUGCGGUGGAAUCUCCACCAUCAAUGUGACCAACGGCCACUCUUUCGUUCAUCAAAUGAACUACGAGCCGGACGACGUCAACUUUCCGUUGGGCCGACAUUGCGUGUGGUACGUCACCGCAUCGGAGGGGUAUCGCGUUAAGAUCACCUUCAGGGAAUACAUGUUAUCGCAAAACAGUGCUUUAUUGUUCGGUCACGGGGAAGUACAGUUUUCGAACAUCGAGGCGUUGAGCAGGCAUGGCACGUAUACCAAGCUGCAUAUAAUUUCAGAGACUAACAAUCUGUGGAUAGCGCUGGUCAUUUCUACUAGCAUGACGUCUGCCAAUCGUGUGAGCUUGGAAAUCGAGGAACUAAGGCCAGUAGAAUGUAACGAUGCUGAAUUUGCUUGCCCAUCCGGCCUUGCCUGCAUACCACGGAAUCAAGUUUGCGAUGGUUACCCACAUUGCCCUAUGAAAGGGGAUGAAUUUGGCUGUGGGUCAUGCUAUGAACAUCAGUUCCGGUGUCCAGAAGGUGGUUGCAUUGGGUCCCUGUACGAAUGCAAUGCCAUACCUGGCUGUCUAGAUCUGUGGGAUGAGAUGAACUGCUUUCCAUGCGGAGAAGGCAACACCAUCCUCGACUCAACGCAGACUUCAGCAACACUGACUUCAGUGUACUACCCAGAUGACUAUCCCAACAAUGCACUGUGCAUUUGGCUCAUCACAGCCGAUGUAGGCUCCGCGAUAGCCUUCCGAUUCUCCGGGUUUAAUACCGAGAAAACCUACGACAUGGUUACCAUUGGCAACGGCCACGCGCCCUCCAGUACUGACUCCGUCAUUGGUAGUUUUAGCAGUUCCCUGACGAGUCUAGCGGUUUUCUCCAACAACCACAUAGCCUGGAUGAAGUUUACAAGCGAUUCUUCCAUAAACCGUGUCGGAUUCCAGGUAACGAUCACACAAGAAAGAUCGGAAGUUUCUUGCAGAGAAAAUGAAUUUGAAUGCAAGGAUAACUCAUCUGGCUUGAUUUGUUUGGCACAUAACGCCAAAUGUGAUGGCUUUGCACUGUGCCCAGAUGGAUCAGAUGAAUCUCUUUGUGAUGAAUGUGGAUCGCAUAACAUCUCGGUAUACAAAGAUAUCAUUAACCUCAAUUCACCGGGCUACCCAAACCGGUACCCGAAUAACCACGACUGCAUCUGGUACAUCAAAGGUCAGUCGAAGCAAGUAGUCACUAUGCGGAUCAAGGAUUUCGAAAUGGAGGAAACGUACGAUUAUUUGGUGGUCGUUUUUCUUGCGAAUGGGGAGGAUCCCAAAGAGCUCUUCCGUCUUACGGGGGCGGAUAUCUCGAGGCGGACGGUGACGUGGCGUCAUGAUGAUGGAGUUCUCAAGUUGGAAAUGAAGACGGAUCUAACCAUCGCACGUCGCGGGUUCUCCAUUCUGAUAAAUCACAUUGAAGAAGAGGAUUUGGAGGCAUUGUGUAAACCUGAUGAGUUCCAUUGCGGCAAUGGUUUCUGUAUCACCAAUUCGUCCCUCUGCAAUGGUUUCCUGGAUUGCAUAAAUUAUGAAGAUGAACGUAACUGCGACGACAUCUUCUGCCCAGGUUCCUACAAGUGCAACAACCUCAGCACCAGUUCAAUGUCUUCUUCCUUCACUGACAACCUUUCUCAGGCGCAGUGUAUUCCAUUGGCGCAAGUUUGUGACGGAGAGGAGAACUGCCCAGAGUCUGACGACGAAAUUCAGUGCGAUAUGAAGCGAUGUCCCGCUGGUUGCGAGUGUAGCUACAAGGGCACAGACUUGGUAGUCCAUUGCAAAAAUGGCUGGGAUUCCUCGACAUUAGCGGGCUUGGCACUAAUAACACAUACUCUUCAGCUCUCCGGAGUCAACAUUAGUAAGCUGGACCAGGGAAUGUUCAAAGCGAUGUCACAUCUCAAAGUGUUGUCAUUAAAAAACAAUCGUAUAUCCGAGAUUCAGGAACGCACAUUUGACGGCCUGGAAAACCUGUUGUGGCUGGACCUGUCAAAUACAUUGAUAACUGAGCUGCAAGGUUCUGCUAUGGAGGAAUUGUCUAGUCUACGGGGAAUCACAAUUUUUGAUGUGCCGUUGACGAGAAUCAAGUCCAAUGCAUUUUCUGGUCUCAGCCAGGUGAAAACGUUGAUAAUUGUCCGCAACAUCGAAGGCCUACCACGACUUGUAGUAGAAGAUAAUGCAUUUCAAGGACUUGAUAAUGUGAAAGAGUUGUAUGUAGAUGACCACAGACUGUGUUGUUUCUUCCCCUCGUCCGAGUGUAAGACGCUUGAGCCACAGCCUCCACUUUUCAUGUGCAGCGAACUGAUGCCUAGGAUGGUCCUCAAAGUAUUCAUGUGGAUUCUUGGUAUUAGCGCCCUCGUCGGCAACAUCUAUGUCAUGGUGUGGCGAUGUCGGGAAAGGACAGAGGGCAGAGAGAGCCGAGUUGUUCUGUCUUUCCUGGUGUUUAAUCUAGCUGUGUCGGAUGCCCUUAUGGGGUUGUACAUGCUGAUCAUAGCCUGUGCUGAUGCGUAUUUCGGAAAGAGCUAUUUUACUGUGUCUAUGGAAUGGCGGACGAGUCCUAUGUGCCAGUUUGCUGGGUUUAUUUCCAUCAUCGGCACCGAGGCUUCUGUGUUCUUUCUCACACUCAUCAGUAUAGACAGGUUUCUUUCAAUUGUCUUCCCGUUCAGCCAUUACCAUCUUCGUCCGAAGUCAUCUCGGAUUGCUGCAUUGUGUGUCUGGAUUGGUACGGUGAUCGUUGGACUGGUCCCGACAAUACUUGCGUCCGACUCUUCAUCUGAUGUUUACGGCCUCUCUGAUGUUUGCAUUGGGCUGCCACUGAUGACUAAAGUUACUGAAUAUGAGACGGUGGAUCAGCAGAUUGAUGCUGGGGGCGUGGCGAACAUCACUGUGGGGAUACCGUAUCCUGUCGAUUACCGAGCAUCCUGGUUCUUCUCCAUCGCUCUGUUCCUCGGGGUCAACCUUCUGUGCUUCACCGUAAUCCUCAUCUGCUACAUUGCCAUCUUCAGGCGAGUCCGAGCAUCGAGCAAGAAGGUGAACCGCAGUAAGAAAGGCCGGGACGAUGAACAGCGUUUGGCCAUCAAGAUGGCCGCCAUCAUCCUGACGGAUUUUGUCUGCUGGGUACCGGUCAUCAUCAUGGGUAUUCUGUCACAGGCCCGCGUGGUGGAGAUACCAACGGAAGCCUAUGCCUGGAUUGUCGUUUUCAUCCUUCCCAUCAACUCCUCUCUCAACCCCUACCUCUAUACCAUUGCAGAUCUGUGCUACCAACAACAGAAGGCUGCUUCUGUAAGGAGGAAGUCUAAGCUGGCCAUGAAGGGCCUUCGUUCCACUUCGGAGAACCCAUCAAGUAUUGCUGUUGUGAACUCGGUGACCUCACAAACCCAAUUAAGUGGAUAGCAAACAUGGAAUGGGUGAUGCAUAAUAUAAUUUACUUAUUGCCUCUUCUUUUUUGUUAAACUACCAGAUUUAUUUCCAAACUGGACAGAGUAAUACCGAAAAUGCACAAUGUAAUAUUGCAUCUGGUCUGUAUACUAUAUAAUUAUACAUGUACAUGUACUCAGUUUUUGGUUUUGUUUUGGUGAAUUAAAGGUCAAGUUACGUCCCCUUCCUGGUGGACAAUGGGGGACAACGCUGAUUGUGCCUUUCAGUUCUGCUCUUCAACUUGGUGUGAUUCUGAGCGUCUUGUACCAUGCAUGUAUUGCAGCUCGCCAGCCAGACUUUGUGAGGAGAACCAGUUUUGGUCGAUCCCAAAUACUUUUAAAUCAUCUCUGAUGGCAUCUUUCCAGCAUUUCUUUGGUCUUCCUUGAGGGCGGGUACUUGCGAGAGCUCUCCAAAUAAGACUUGUUGUGGGAGCUGUCAUCUGGUAUCCGACAGACGUGUCCGAGUGAUCUAAGUCUUGAUGACCUUAUUUGGUUGUAACUGUGGAGAGGCCAGCACAGUGGAGGACUUUCACAUUGGUUAUCUUAUGCCAACAGCGAAUACCAAGAAUCUGUAUUAACCUUCCAGGGUAUUUUAAAAACCCUGACAUGAACACAGUAACAUGCAACACUUGUCUAAAUGACAAGCCUGCCCACUGCAGCAAGAUCCAUCAGGUCAAAAGUCUCGAGGCCAAACUGCCUCAAGAGUCUGUAGUCACCGAAUACAGCAGGAUACAACUGUGGCAUUGUUCAAUGGGACUAGCUCUAAUUGUCUCAGAAUUGGCCGUUUAUGCAUCGGUGAUAAUGACUCAAGGUGCCACAGAUGUUUACACCUGAUGCACUGUGUUGCGUCUGGCAGGCUUUUAGGGUUAAGCAACGUUGGCGAAACAUUUGUAGUUGUAAUUGUUUACACACAGUUGCCCAUGUUUCUGACCCAUAAGCAAGAUUACUUGAAUGCAUUGAUCUUUGUUGUCUUGGAGAGACUUGAUUUUUUACACAUCCGCUCUAGGAUUGAAUGGAAAGUGUGGGGUACAGAUAUUUACUUAUUUCUGCUUCUUUUUCCUUACUCGCCAGACUUUAUUCCAAAAUGUUUAAUAAGUUUAAAUAGAGUAAAACGAACAGUGCAUGUUGUAAAAAAAAAUCUUUCUUAAGCAACGUUGGUGAGACAUAUCUCUAUAGUUGGUGUGUUUACACAGAGUUGCCCAGGUUUCUGACCCAUAAUGGAGGAUGGGCCUGAUGUUUUCCAUAGCCGGGAUUGGAAUAAAUGGAACGACUGGGAUGCUGAGGUUAUUCUUCGCUUGAUCUCACCAUCGAGUGAGCCAUCUUCUGUGACCUUGCCACCAAGGUAGACAAUAGAGUUCAGCUGGGUCUUUUCACGGGGGACCAUCCAGCGACACAGAGGGAGCGUCACUUUGGUAAAGUAGUGGAGUUCAGUUGAGAUUAAUACAAUGUAUGUAACUUCCGUCAUGACGCCAUUAAUUGCCUUUUAGCCUUUGAAAAAUAUUUACCUAUUGCAGCUUCUUCUUUUUUAAAUGUUUAAAAUGUUUAAAUUUUUAAAUAGAGUAAUACUAACAAUUCGUACGUUGUAAAAAAAAAAAGAAGCUCGUUUUAAUAUUCUUUAUAAUAAGCAUCAGGUCUUUCAUAUUUUAUAAUUAUACAUUUACUCAGUGUUUGGUUAUAUUUCGGUAUAUUAAAGGUCAUGUCACCUAUCCGUCCUGGUGGACGAUGGGGGACUACGUUGAUGUCGACUUUCAAGGCACAGGUCUGCUCUUUCGGCUUGGUGUGACUCUGAGCGUCUUCUGCAAUCAUCAUAUUGCAGCUCAAGCUAGAGUAUUGCUAUUUCAGUUAAGAUUAAUAACAUGCAUGUGUAACUUCCUCCAACGCCAAAAUAGAUGUACAUUUAUAUUUAGACGACAGUGCCAUUUAGCUUUAAAAUGAAUUUCUUGCAGAUUUUUUUUUUUUACAAUUUUAUAUACAGUAGACCUUACAAUAAUGAACGUUGUAAAAAAAAAGGUUUGUCCUUGGAAUUGUACAAAUUAUUUCAUUUUAAAUUCAUUAUAAUAAUCAUCUUUCAUGUUUUAUAAUUAUAAUACUCAGUUUCUGGUUUUCUUUUGGUAAAUUAAAGGUAUUAUGCUUGGUAAUGUAAGUAAUCAAGAAAUUAUGGUGCAUGGACAGGUAUAUUAAUGAUUUUGCCUCCAUUUAUUGCCAUUAUUCAGAAAACUCUUGGCGUUUAUAUCGUACCUUGAUAUAUUUGAAAUAAAAUCAUGUUCACUUAGAUAUUAUGCUUUGAAAUCAUUGCUGUAACUCGCGUC
Molecule: messenger RNA, 8436 nt
Organism: Patiria miniata (bat star)
Lineage: Eukaryota; Metazoa; Echinodermata; Asteroidea; Valvatida; Asterinidae
Product: CUB and sushi domain-containing protein 1-like
Exons: 25
Coding region: 69-6104 (2011 amino acids)
Biological process (GO): G protein-coupled receptor signaling pathway
Cellular component (GO): membrane
Molecular function (GO): G protein-coupled receptor activity; protein binding
Source: RefSeq, a predicted model, not a curated record